This is a messenger RNA of Rotaria sp. Silwood1, 1965 nucleotides long. NCBI's taxonomy places the organism in Eukaryota, Metazoa, Rotifera, Eurotatoria, Philodinida, Philodinidae. The record is from the annotation of a GenBank genome assembly.
AUGAGAAUAUCAACACAACAAUAUCAAUCGUCAAAAAUGAAACGUCAUCCAAAGAGUGUGGAGAAUUUCUGUUAUAUUCUCGAAAAUCAUCUUCCAAUUUCAAAUGAUGAACAACAAACUCUACGUGGUGUGAUUAAUUUGGGUUUUACUUUUGAUGAUAUUAAUUCGAAAGAAUCCAUUGAAUUUCUCAAGAAAAUUGUCAAUGAAAGAGUUAUUUUAAUACUCUCGAAAACCAGUAUGGAGAAUUUAUCAAAACCUAUUCAAGAUGAACCUCUACUUUUCGCGAUUUAUGUCAUUGAUUCAUCGGAGAAAAAUCAAUUUGAUUCGAAAUUUUAUCGAGGAUCUUUUUCUAAUAUCACCAGAUUUUGUAAACAACUAGAAAACGAUCUUCAAUUAUUCACUUAUGACUUAACAAGCAUCUGCUCGAUCCCUGCAGAUUACGCUGGAAUGAGUACGCUGAAUUAUGUUCAAGCAUUAAAAGAUAUUCUCUUAGAAACCGAUGAGAAAAGAAACCUAAAAAAAGAAAUGAUCGAUUUUUGUCGUGAAGAAUAUGCUGAUAAUAUUAUUCAAUUAAAAUUGAUUGAUGAAUUUGAAAAUAAUUUUCAACCAGCUGAUGCCAUUCAUUGGUAUUUACGGCACGAAACCUUUUUAUACAAAAUGAUGACACGAGCAUUUCGAGUCUUGGAUCCGGAUAUUUUAUUUAAACUUCGAUAUUUUAUUCAACAUCUCCACUGUCAAUUGAAAUCGCCUAUUAAUACAGGCGUCUUGACUGUCCAUCGAACACUUCGAAUUCGAAAGGAUCUUUUCAAUAAGAUGAAAAAAAACCAGGGCGCAUUGUUAUCAUUUAAUGAAUUUCUUUUGGUUAAUAAAAACCAAUCAAAAAUCGAACCUUCUCCCACGAACACAGAUUCGAAAUUGGUUCAUUUUCAGAUUGCUUUAGGAACCGAUGUUUCUCGACAUGACGUUGCAACAAAACCCAAUGAAGUUCUUUUGACAGCUGGAACAAUAUUCCGUGUUGAUAAAGUUGAACCGAUUGAUGAAGAAGCAUUUACUGCUGAAUUAACGAGCAAUGAUGAAAUUCUUAAAGCUGGUCAACUGAUAACAAAAGGUUUACGUGAUGCUGUACAUGGUCCUUUCCCAUUAGUACGCAUGGUGAAAUUGAUGAAACAGAGAGAAUUAACGGGUUAUAUGGAACAUUUUUGUUCAAUGUUAAUCGACGAUCCUCAAGCUGUGGAAGAUGAAGCAACAAACUUAACUCUUGGAGGAUUACUUCAUUCAUUAGGAACUUAUUAUUAUGAAAGAAAGCAUUAUGAACAAGCGUUAAGUCAUCUUCAAAAUGCUUUAAAAGUUUAUUUACGUGUUCUACCUGGUGACGAUGUGAGAUUAACACCAACCUAUAACAAUAUUGGAAGUAUCUAUAAUAAACAAGGUUUGAAUGAACAAGCAUUAGAGUAUCAUCGUAAGGCCUAUGAAAUUCAAAAGAGUUCGACCGAUCCUGAUCUGGAUUCAGUCGCUGCUUACGUAGGUAACGUUGGCUCGGUUCUUAUAAAACUUGGUAGAUACAAGGAAGCCGUUAGCUAUCUUGAACUUGAUUUACAAAUUAAACAAAAACUUCAUCCGAAUAAUGAUCAUCCUGAUGUAGCUGCAAAAUAUCAUAAUCUUGCUGGAGCUCAAUAUAAGUUGCAUCAAUAUUCAGAAGCAUUAGAAAAUUAUCAGAAAUGUCUUGAUAUUGAACUCAAAUGUCAUUCAGAUGAAAAUCCAACCGUUGCAGUAACCUAUUAUAACAUGGCAACAACAUUCGAGGAACUCGGACAAUUGCACGAAGCAAAAGAAGCGGUGGAAAAAGCCAUUACACGUUUACUUUUAACUAGACAAGCAGAUGAUGAAGAAAUACAAAUGCAAAGAAAAUAUCUUCAACGUUUAGAACAAAAAAUUUGGAUGAAAAGUUUAUUUGCCAAAACAUAA